Exophiala viscosa is the source of this 2343-nucleotide messenger RNA. Its product is annotated as sphinganine-1-phosphate aldolase. Lineage: Eukaryota; Fungi; Ascomycota; Eurotiomycetes; Chaetothyriales; Herpotrichiellaceae. Gene Ontology annotation, cellular component: endoplasmic reticulum. Gene Ontology annotation, molecular function: sphinganine-1-phosphate aldolase activity; pyridoxal phosphate binding. The coding region runs from base 262 to 1986 and encodes 574 amino acids. Gene Ontology annotation, biological process: carboxylic acid metabolic process; sphingolipid catabolic process. The transcript is spliced from 3 exons. The record is from RefSeq and is a predicted model, not a curated record.
UUUAUAUGAGAUACUUGUCGAUGCUUCUCGGUUAAUCGUAGAUUGGAUUGGUGGAACAAGUAGGUACUGAAAAAUGUACUGUGGUAGACGUACCUCGUAUCGAAAAUGGAAACGAAAUACGAAGAUGAAUUCUGAGGAGAUGAGCACAUGGGAGAUCAAUCAGUCACUUUUGGAGUCAUAAGGUCGACGACAUCCAAAUACCACUUUCUCUGCCUCGAUUCAUCUAUGUCUACUCAAUAAUACCCAUCUUCGCUACCCAUCAUGGGUUCAUCUCCCCUUCCCGUCAGCUUGCAAAGCAAGUUACAAAAGCCUCAGCGGUUCUCCCGAUUGAGAGACAUUCAAGGCAAUGUCAACAUAUUGCGCAAUAUCGUUUUCGCUUUCUUCUUGUUGCGCGUCUUCCGUAAAUCCUUCUACUUCCUCCGCGGUCAUGGCCCCAUCGGCUCAGUCCUCGUUCUAUACCACCAACUUCACAAGACCGCCUACACGCUAUUCCUCAACAUGCCGGGCGUGAAGCAGCAGGUGUCGAAACAGAUGGAGAUCGCGAAGAAGGACAUGGAAGAAAAGCUCGUGCCUUCAGGACCUGGCACGACCCAUUACCGGAGCCUACCAAAGGAGCCAUGGACAAAGGAACAACUUCACACCGAACUAGAAUCGCUCGCUGCCAUGAAGCGGACGAGAUGGGAAGAAGGCAAAGUGUCCGGUGCAGUCUACCACGGCGAAGAUUCGUUGCUGGACGUCCAAAGUGAAGCCAUGAGGUUGUUCAGCGUUGCCAAUCCGAUUCAUGCCGAUGUGUUUCCUGCGGUAAGGAAGAUGGAGGCAGAAGUGGUUGCAAUGGUGCUGGCCUUGUUCAAUGCGCCUGAAUCGGGUGCUGGAGCCACGACAUCAGGAGGCACGGAGUCGAUCCUAAUGGCCUGCCUAUCAGCGCGACAGAAGGGAUAUGCUGAGCGAAGGAUCACCGAACCCGAGAUGAUCAUCCCGAACACAGCCCAUGCUGCAUUCCACAAAGCUGCCAGUUACUUCAAGAUCAAGUUGCACACUGUGGCAUGCCCGGGACCCGAGUAUAUGGUCGAUGUCAACAAAGUCAGGAGACUGAUCAACCCGAAUACUGUCCUUCUUGUCGGAUCAGCACCCAACUAUCCUCAUGGCAUCGUCGACAACAUCCCAGCCCUCUCCAAGCUCGCGCUAUCUUACAAGAUUCCCCUACACGUCGACUGCUGUUUAGGUUCAUUCAUCAUGCCAUGCCUGUCCAAAGCUGGUUUCCCUUCGCCAUGGGCCGAUGAGGGUGGUUUCGACUUCCGUCAACCUGGUGUGACGUCCAUCAGCGUUGAUACUCACAAAUAUGGCUUUGCUCCGAAGGGAAAUAGUUGCAUCCUCUACCGUAAUCGACAACUUCGAGAAUAUCAAUACUUUGUCUGUCCGCAGUGGGCCGGCGGUGUGUAUGGAUCACCCAGUAUCGCUGGCUCUCGUCCUGGUGCACUCAUUGCAGGCUGCUGGGCAAGCAUGAUGUCAGUCGGCGAAAAGGGCUAUGUUGAUGCUUGCCACAAGAUUGUCAGUACGAAAUUGACCAUCGAGAAUGCGGUCAGGGAACAUCCCGUACUGAAAGAAACGCUGCAAAUAAUGGGUCAUCCAAUGGUCAGUGUUGUGGCGUUUGAUUCCUUCGAUCCGACUAUAUCAAUCUACGAUGUUGCUGAUGGCAUGUCGAAACGGCAUUGGCAUUUGAACUCGCUGCAAGAUCCCGCAGGUGUACAUGUCGCUGUCACUUUGCCUAUGACACGGCCUGGUGCGGUGGAUGGCUUGAUUGACGAUCUUGUGGCCGUGGUUAGUGAUGAGAAAGAGAGGGCAAUUGAGAGACUCAAGGCUGGUGGGCCGAUCGAGACAGGCAAAGGCACCAGUGCUCAAUUGUAUGGUGUUGCCGGAAGUUUGCCAGACAAGAGUAUUGUUGAGAAGAUGGCGGUUGCUUAUUUGGAUACCCUUUACAAAGCAUGAUUUCCUAAUGGCCAGAGGCAGGGAACGGCGAAUGAUCUUACUUUUUUCUCUCAUGCAUGAACCCCGCCUGAAGCGAAUCGAACCACGUUGCUAGUCGUUAUUGGACGAUCUAGGUGAUCCUGUGUGGACAUGCACAGAGCCUCAGACAGGUCAUUCGCCAUUGGAGAAGAUAAAGAGGGUGCCGCUGGAUGCCUAGGUGUUACAAUGCUCUUCAGCCUUACGGAUACGCGACAUGAUGUGCCGUUUUCUCCUUACUGAUCGCGUGUUACUCUUUCCCCCCAUGCAACAGCAACGGACAUGUGAAGAAGUCUGAAAGCGCAUUUCCUUUUGGAACCAUAUUUCUUGCUCAUAUCGCAU